Messenger RNA from Manihot esculenta (cassava), 824 nucleotides. Its product is annotated as universal stress protein PHOS32. The transcript is spliced from 4 exons. NCBI's taxonomy places the organism in Eukaryota, Viridiplantae, Streptophyta, Magnoliopsida, Malpighiales, Euphorbiaceae. The record is from RefSeq and is a predicted model, not a curated record. The coding region runs from base 144 to 602 and encodes 152 amino acids.
CCUUGGAAUAAAGUCGUAAUACCUUUUGUUCUGUUGCUUUCAAAUAUUGGAAGGAAGCCUGCUGCUAGCACCUUCAAGAACCUCCCAGUUCUGCUAUAUAUACAAUCCAAAUUGAACAGCACAGCUCCAUAGCCAUAGCUGAGAUGGGAAAACAACGCACAAUUGGCAUAGGCAUGGAUUACUCUCCGACCAGCAAAGCGGCUCUCAGAUGGGCAGCAGAAAAUCUGAUAGAUCCUGGAGAUAGGAUUAUCCUCGUCCAAGUUCAGCCACCCAAGGCUGAUCAUACCAGGAAGGAGCUUUUUGAAGACACUGGAUCACCAUUAGUUCCUCUGGAGGAAUUCAGGGAGAUCAAUUAUUCAAAGCAGUAUGGGCUGAGUCAUGAUCCUGAGGUUCUUGACAUUCUUGAUACAGUGUCCAACACCAAAGGGGCUAAGGUGGCGGCGAAGGUUUACUGGGGAGAUCCAAGGGAGAAGCUCUGUGAAGCUGUGGAUGAUCUCAAGCUUGAUUCUCUUGUAAUUGGAAGCAGGGGUUUAGGCCCUAUCAAAAGUGAUGUUGUGGAUGUGGCAGGGUGUUGCUUGGGAGUGUUAGUAACUACGAGGUGACAAAUGCUUCAUGCCCAGUUACUGUGGUGAAAGGGACUUCAUCAUCAUCAUCGUCAUCAUCAUCAUCAACCAAACCAACCAUUAAAUGAUUAUUUACCUAAUUGAUUAUGCUGUGGUUGUAUUCUUAUUUCAUGAUAUUUUAGGAGAAGAAAUGCUACUUGUUGCUUUGUACAUGAAUAGAAUGACCCAUUUUAUCAAUUAUUAAAUUGUGUCCUUUUGUCA